Chelonus insularis is the source of this 2512-nucleotide messenger RNA. RefSeq names its product Fatty acid 2-hydroxylase (gene Fa2h). Gene Ontology annotation, cellular component: membrane; endoplasmic reticulum. The record is from RefSeq and is a predicted model, not a curated record. Lineage: Eukaryota; Metazoa; Arthropoda; Insecta; Hymenoptera; Braconidae. Bases 1283 to 2356 code for a protein of 357 amino acids. The transcript has 6 exons. Gene Ontology annotation, molecular function: fatty acid 2-hydroxylase activity; heme binding; iron ion binding. Gene Ontology annotation, biological process: lipid biosynthetic process; fatty acid metabolic process.
GUAAAAAAGUAACAUUACAUGGAAAUUUUUUAAUCAGUCUCAUCAAAGCUACGUAGCUAAGCUAGAGCACAUUUUUAAAGGGAACGAUUGCGAUAAAUAUCAGUAUAAUUGUCAGCGAUAACACAUAGCAGUCCGUGCGCGUCCUAGACGUCAGUUAGGUCUAGAUGAUCGUCAAAGACGGACCUCUUUAUCUAAUCCGUACAAGUCUUUUUGCAUAUAAUUAUAAUAUUUUUCCAGUAUAUUUUACUUGACCAGUGUUAUCUCUAAACAUUGCAUGUAGACAUUUACUGGAAUUUCUUUCACGGAAAAAUGGAAAAAUUAGUUAUUCAAACCAAUCGAUUGUCAGGCAAAGACGAACAAAGUGUGCUAUUUACUAGCAAGGUUGUCAAUAAAUAUUGUUAAUUUUUAUUUUCAAUUUUAGUGAAAAUUUUAAGUGGUGAAUUCUCUAAAUACAAACUUUAACCAAUUGCCCAAUCGGUCUAAAAUUAUAAUUGCCCAUGAUUCAAGCAGAAAAUCGCGGCCAUGCCUGAAAUAAAUUUACACGAAGAAGAGUACACUUUGACCUUGAUUAAAUGCAUUAGUACACUAUACGUACAGGGAAGAAAAGAAAUCUGAUAUAAUUAUCAUGAAAAUAGUCAUUUUGGCAAAAUUAUCCUUUCUUUAGUUUUACCUCUACCUGGUGCUUUUAUUUUACUUCUCAAUAUUUUACGUUAUUAUCAAUGUAAUAAUAAUAAAUACAUUACGUGCAUUCUAUUUUCUACAGCUGUUCAAUCAGAUAAAUAUUACCACAUAUUUCCAGUGUUUACUAUCAAACCAGUACCUCUACUUUUCAUAAAUGUGAGGAAAAUCGGUCUUCAAAACCCUUAUUAUUUCCAAACGUUUAUGUCUCUUAAAUAACGUGCUAGUGGUCGCGAUUUAUUAUCACUUAUCAGAAGUGAUAUCUAUUAUUUUAACUUGUUUUAUACUGUAAAGAAGCACUUUGUUUUAUCAAGAACCAUUGAAAAUCAUGAACUUACUUUUUAUUAUUUUUAUGCAUGAAAAAUUCAUCAAAAUAAUAAGUGACAAUUUGGAUAUUAUUAGUGUGAGUUAAUAAUUUGAUAAAAUUAAUCGAAAAAUAAACUAUUUUUUCUUAGAAGAGACAUAAUACACUUUGACAUUUUUAUAAACACCACGUCAUAAACAUAACACCCCUCUUUUGGCUGGAUAUUAAGAAUGAUGACGAUAAAAAUCUUGGACAUUUGUAUCGGUUUGCUAGAGAAGUAGAAUAAAGCUAGCUGUUAGCAUGACGCCACAGGUGAAGAAGAAGGUCGAAGACAGUCUGUUAAUAGCAGACAGUAAUGAAGUUGAAAAUCAACGUUGUAAUGGAAACAACUUAAGUUACAUUAACGAAGAAAAGUGUGAAAGUGGUGAUGUGAAUAGUGUAAAUAUAAAUAAAUUUUUUGUUAAGUAUCAAGGUGACACUUAUGAGAUAAGUGAUUUUCUUAAAAAUCAUCCUGGCGGAAGUCAAUCACUCAAAGCUUACAAAGGAUUGGCACUAGAUAAAAUUUUUACUGAUGUCGAACAUUCAAAAGCUGCAUUUCAUUUAUUUAAAGAAUUUAAAUUAAAUAAUGAUAGAGCUUAUGAAGAUAUUGAGAAUUUAAUUGACUGGAAGCUACCAUUAUUGGGUCAAGUUGGUUCAUUGGGUGAUAGAUACUGGGAGUGGGUCAAUUUACCUGUAAAUCGUUCAAUACGACUUUUUAAAUCUGAUUAUUUGGAAAUUCUUACUAUUACACCUUGGUAUUUAGUUCCAGUUGUUUGGAUACCAAUUUGUGUUUAUUUUCUAUACCAAGGAGUUAUGAGAAAUGCUUCCAGGCUUACAGUGUUUCCUGUUCAUUAUCAAGUUUUAGCUUUUUUGUGGGGUUUACUUUUAUGGACUUUCCUUGAAUAUGUUCUACAUCGAAAGCUUUUUCAUUUAAAGCCACCAACCAACUCGCCAACACUUAUUUCUCUACAUUUCCUCAUUCAUGGACUACACCAUAAAGCGCCUUUUGAUAAUCAACGACUAGUAUUUCCGCCACUAGCUGGUAUAUUUAUAGCAUUUAUUCUUUAUAAUUUAUAUAAAAUAGUUUUUUCUUCCAUGAUUGACAUCGUUGCUGCUGGAACCAUGACGGGAUAUUUAUGUUAUGAUCUAAUUCAUUACUAUUUACAUUAUGGAUCACCGAAAGUUCAUACUUAUUUAUACGAAAUGAAAAGGUACCAUAAUUAUCAUCACUUCACUCAUCAUGAUGAAGGCUUUGGUAUAAGCAGCAAAUUGUGGGAUUACAUUUUUGGAUCGUUGAUAAUAUUAAGGCAAUUAAAAAAGGCCAUCAUUUGGUAAUAGUUACAAGUGAUCAAUUUGCUAAUUUUUUAAUUAAUGAUUAUGUGAUAAAUUACUAUUUUUACUGUAUGACACGUAUUUUAAAUUUUUCUUAUUCACGUGUACUAAAUAAUUAAUAUAAUGUGAGUUUUUUAUGAUAACUGUUUUUAACUGCAA